AUGAUGCAUGAGACGGCUGUGGUGGCGAUUGCUUUUAGUAGAGACAGCGAAGCUCUUGCAACAGGGAGCCAAACAGGACAGCUGAAAGUUUGGUUGGUGGCGACGGGGCAGUGUAUAAAGAAGAUAGACAAAGCUCACGAUGCAGCAAUAGCUUCUAUCACCUUCAGUAAAGAUAACACCCACAUCCUCACGGGCUCCUUCGAUACCACUGCAAGGAUUCAUGGCCUGAAGGCAGGCAAAACCCUCAAAGAGUUUAGGGGUCAUCUUACGUUUGGAGCGCCGACGGAAAGAUAA
Molecule: messenger RNA, 294 nt
Organism: Eimeria mitis
Lineage: Eukaryota; Apicomplexa; Conoidasida; Eucoccidiorida; Eimeriidae
Product: WD-40 repeat protein, putative
Exons: 5
Coding region: 1-294 (97 amino acids)
Biological process (GO): mRNA splicing, via spliceosome
Cellular component (GO): precatalytic spliceosome
Molecular function (GO): protein binding
Source: RefSeq, a predicted model, not a curated record